This is a messenger RNA of Saprolegnia diclina VS20, 4581 nucleotides long. RefSeq lists its product as hypothetical. The record is from RefSeq and is a predicted model, not a curated record. Gene Ontology annotation, molecular function: calcium ion binding; protein binding. Lineage: Eukaryota; Oomycota; Saprolegniomycetes; Saprolegniales; Saprolegniaceae. The transcript is spliced from 14 exons. Bases 1 to 4581 code for a protein of 1526 amino acids.
AUGGCCGACUACGACGCCGCACGGCGCGCAUUUCGCGCGAUCGACCCUCUCAAUGAGACGCGGGACCGCCUUACGAUCGACCUCUCAGAUUUGGAGUCGGCCUGUCGCCAUCUCGGGGUCGUCCUCUCGAGCUACGAGCUCACACAAGCCAUGUACGACUUGGAUACGGCCGGCGACUUGGUCGUGGAGCUCGACGCCUUUGUCUUUUGGUGGCAGGCGCGUCUUGCGUCCAAGGACAAUGACACAGCGAUGGCCGAGGCAGCGCCGAUUGUGCGGCUCUGGGAACACGUCAUCGAGCUCGACGGGAGUGCCUACUUUUACGACUACACCACCGGCGACGUGGUGUACGCGCUCCCAGAUCUGAUUGCAAAUGUCCUCGCGGCGUACGAGCUGGCCGACAAGUCGUCGAUGGACGAGAAGCUCCAGUGUUGGUUUCAGCGCUUUGACAUUGAUCAAAGCGGAUCCUUGGACGUCGAUGAGUGGCGCAGCAUGCUGAUCGCGCUAGGUCUGCCCGUGCCUCCGAAAGGAACCAUGCCAUCGACGAUGCGCGACGUCGCUGGCGGUUUGGGCGACGCGACACGGAUCAGCUAUGACAUGCUGCACACGUAUUGGUACGCGCAUGCUCCACAGCGUGUGCGGCGACGCCUCGUCGACUUUCCCGAGUGGACAGAGACGGUCGACGAGGCUGGCAAUGUCUUCUACACCAACGACCGCACCCAAGUGACGACGUGGAUGCCGCCGGCGCUACCUGCGCAACUGCACGUGUUCUUGGACCAGUCUCCUGGGGCCACGAUCGAAAGCAAGAUCGACCGGCUCUUUGCCUCGUUGGACGUCGACAACGAUCUGUCGCUGAGCGCUCUGGAGUUGCAGACCCUCCUCAAGACAUUAGGGUACGUCGACUGGCCACAAAGCCGUGUGGAAGCCGCGAUCCGCGCCCUCGAGCCAGGAUACGACUUGGCCUCAAAAGCCACCGUGGUCGCCUGGAUGCACAGCUGCAACAAGAAAGCGGUGCUGGGCGACUGGGAAGAAUACACGGAUGAAGGCAGCGGCCAAGUGUUCUACUACAACCCGCUCACGCAGGAGAGUCAGUGGGAACCGCCGCAGGUGACGUCGCACCUCCAAGCGCUUUUGGACAAGUUUAGCUCGGACUCGACCGUGACGACCAAAGACAAAAUUCGACGGCUCUUUCAGCAGUACGACACGGACAACACGGGCACAUUGGACGUGAGCGAGCUCAAGCGCGUGUGCGCGGCCAUGGGUCAAUCCCUCGACGAGACAGACAUGCAGGCCAUGAUUCGCGCGAUCGACACGUCGGGCGACGGGCUGGUCAGCCUCGACGAGUUCCAAGCGUGGUGGCUCUCCAAGCAAGCUGUGGACGAGCAGUGGGACGUACAACAAGAGACGCUGUCCCGUGCUGACCACGUCCGGCACCUCUGUGCUACGUACUUGAAAGUCCCGAUUCCCGUGUUCCUAGCGUCACCAUUCGAUUCGAAUGCGAUUCCACGUCUGGUACAAGCGCUCGGUCGUGUCUGCCGCGGCAAAGCCCUUCUGGAGGCCUUGCACAAUCUGGACCCAGAGAGUACUCAUGUGGUUGACCCCGAAGCUUUCGUGCAAUGGUAUCUCGCCUACGACACAGCGUGUGCAGCCCAAGAGAAGCGACUCCGCGAAGAACAACGGGCCCAAGAAGCCGUCGAUGCGUGGAUAGAAUCCAAGGAUGAGCACGGCAAAACGGUCUAUAUCAACAGCCGCACCAACGAACGCAUGUGGGAAAAACCCGGCAUUCAAGAAGCUAUGCAGACGCUCUUGGCGUCCGUGGGUGGCCACGAUGUCCGUCGUAUUUUUCGUCAAUUUGACGAAGACAAUUCCGGGACAAUUGAUGCGGCGGAGCUCAAACAUCUUUUGAUGGCGCUCGGGCAGUCGGUCGACGACGCGCUUUUGCCGCAGAUUCUGGCUGGCAUGGACACGGGCGGGGACGGUGUCAUUUCGCUCGACGAGUUUACGACGUGGUGGGUUUGCAUGCAGCGGCGGUCGAUCGCCACUCUUAACGCCCAAGCCCUCGCGGGCCAAGUCAUCGACUACCACGCCAUGACCAAAGACUCGAUCCGCGCCUUGCGACAGCUCUUUGCCCAGUUUGACACGGACCACUCGGUAGGUUCGAUCGACGAGAACGAGCUCAAGCACCUAUUGUCGCGGCUGAAUUGGUCAUUGCCCGACGCCGAGCGACAUCGCCUCAUGCAACUCAUCGACACGAGUGGUGACGGACAAAUGGACUGUGACGAGUUCAUUGCGUGGUGGGUCACGGUGCACCGCGAGCUCGAUAUCAACAAGUCGGCUCAAGUCAACGGCCAUCUCUUGGCCGACGCGAUGGCAGCAAGCGCUUCUGGAAAAGAGGAUACGUCUCUGUUGGCGUCCCUCAAAGCCAUCGACUUGAGCGAAGUGUCGUUCGCGAGCAUCAAGGACAAGCUCUCGGACCUCAAGUACCGGCUCCUUGCCCCCAAGCUCGGCGAUCUACUGCCAGAGGAAACCGAGCCCGAAGUGUACGACGGCGGCCGCGUUCGCUUCCUUGGCGCAAUCAACGUCACAGCGAUUCACCCUAUCAUUGUCGACACCAUGCGCUGUCUGCUCGAUGACGUCGUGCUCAUCACGCUGCUGAUGCUCGCGGAUGCCGCGCAGCGCAUUCAAAAAAUGUACCGCGCCAAGCGGGCCCGUCAACAACUCAUUGUGACACUCAACGAGCGGUAUGUCCACCACGUUGACCGUGUCACGGGCGCGUCGUACUACAUCAAUCGACUCACAAAAGAAGUUCGGUUCGACAAGCCACCGCUGCUCGGUGACCACGAAAUCUUGACGCCGCGGACAGCGCUGCGGGACAAGCACACGACGCUGGCGCUGCGGCGGCGGCGGCUCUGGCUCGAAAACGUCAUGCCCACGAUGGCUCUGCAAGGUCGGGCCACGUACCGCACCGCGGCGUUCUUCAUGUAUGACGUGCUUUGCCACGUCAAGCGGCGAUUGCAGCGCGGCGUAUGGCCCGCACUACGUGAGCACAACCAUGUUCUCGCGCAGCUGGUCGUUCGUCGGUACCCGCGCCAGCUCAAGCGACUCGGCCCCCACGGCGACUACACGCUGCAUUACGCCCUGCGCGAGGCCUUGCCUCCCGACGUGAUUCUCGCGUUUUUGAAGGCGCAUGACGAUGUUCUGUCGCUCAAAAAUGCGACGGGGCACACGCCGACGCACCUCUUGGCGCGGUCGCCCAACAUGCGCGACUCGAUGCGUCUGUUGAAUGCAUUUUUGGACGCACCCCGGGGCACCGACACCUGCACGAUGGUCACAACGUCGACGCAUUUGACGCCACUGCACUUGGCGUUGCAGCACCACGCGCCACGAAAAUUCCUCUUGCGCCUCAUGGCGGCGUGCCCCGGCGCCUUUUGCUUGCGCAACCACAACUUUGAGCAGCCCCUUCACAUGGCCGUGCGUAGCGCUCGCCAACCGCUUUCGCUACGGCUCCAAAUCGUCCAAGACUGCAUUGAUCACGGCACGAUGCUGCACUUGCUCCUCACCCUCCAGCCAAGUGCGGUGGCCCAAGUCUACCGCCGGCUCUUGCCGCUCUUUUUGGCCAUGAAAAAAGGGUGUUCGCCAUGUCUCUUGCUGCGUCUUCUCGAGAUGACCAUGGCGCACGUGCCCGCCGUGCACACGUCGAGAGCCUUCAACCCGCUGCACUACGCACUGCUCUACCGACUGCCACCGACGUUUGUGCUCCAGCUGCUCGCGACGUGUCCCGCUUGGGCCCAUGAGGUGACGAGUCGAAACGAGUACCCGUUGCAUCUCGCGGCCAUGUACACGGAGGAGAUAGCCGUCUUGAGAGCGAUUCUGGAGGCCGCGCCAUUGGCCGCUCGCCACGUCAACGACGCGGGUUGCCUCCCACUGCACCUGGCGGUGCUGCGCGGCGCGACGGCGUUAGCGAAAGAGCUUCUUCACGUGUGCCCGUGGGUGCUUUUGCAAACGAUUCAAGGGACCAAGUACGACGCUCUGUUACUUGCGACGCGCGUGCGAGCCAAGUGGCCGACCAACUCGGCGCUUGUCGACCUCUGUCUCUACCCGCCGCCGUUGGCGCCGACGCGGCUGAAGUACACACACUUGGCGCUGACGCCGUACUUUGUGGCUGCCAAUACGCGCCUGAGUGCCAUGACGACGUUUGACAAGCUGCACAUGCUGGACCACUGCAGCACCGACGACUUGGAGGCAAUUGCGCGCAAGAAGCUGCGCAGCGCGUUUCACAAGCCGACAAAAGAGUGGGAGAUCGCCAAGAUCCUAGCGCUCAUGGCUCGGAAUCCGCUCGACGCAGCGGUGCAGCUCCGCAGUCUCGUCGCACUUAACCAAAAGGUGUGCCUCUACGACGAGGCGGCGCGGGAAGCGUGCGUCGAGGCGCACGAUAUUGUCCGCACGGUGCAGUACGCCAUGUACGACUUUACGCCCCACGCGCGCAUUCAGAUCCUCGGCCAAGCGUGUUUGAACCACCUGCUGCCGACGCCCUUUGCCAAAGCCAAGUACCAAAGCCGCGUGGACCCGCUCUACAAAUUUUAG